Molecule: messenger RNA, 653 nt
Organism: Mustela erminea (ermine)
Lineage: Eukaryota; Metazoa; Chordata; Mammalia; Carnivora; Mustelidae
Product: zinc finger protein 785-like
Exons: 1
Coding region: 298-615 (105 amino acids)
Biological process (GO): regulation of DNA-templated transcription
Source: RefSeq, a predicted model, not a curated record
CUCCAACCCGUCCAGACCUUUUCUAGGUCCCGUUCAGGUGAAGCGGGUCAAAACAGCCCCCUAACCUCUCAGCGCCCUCCACCUUCGGCCCAGUCGCUCCCUUCCCUUCAGCCUUUCAAAUAGGCCGCUCCGGCCUAACCAAUCACAGUCUUCCUUCUUCACCGGCCCGCUGGGCACUAUCCAAUCAACGCACGCCAUCUAUGAUUCGCUGCGCCGCGGACCAAUCUCCUUUCUGGGUUGCCCCUCGGUACGUAAGAGGCGACCGGUAAGGAAGGGGAGGUUGAGGCCAGAGACGCCAUGUUGGUCAAGGGCAGUGCUGUGGCCCUGAAGGAGCUAGGAAGCCUCUCCUGGCGUCAAACCAAAGGGCUUUCCUAUGGCGCCGCCCCUGACCCCGCUCGGGGCGGGUGUACCCGGGGAGGCCGGGACGGGCUGACGGGAGAAAGCCGCCCUGGAGCCGCGAGCUUCGCCGACGUGGCCGUGUACUUCUCCCCGGAGGAGGGGGGCUGCCUGCGGCCCGCGCAGAGGGCCCUGAGCCGGGCCGUGAGGCGGGAGGCCCGCGGCCGCCGGGGCGCGCGCGGCGAGGCCCGGGUCCGUAGUCACGGGAAGGGGGACUGAUGUCCCGAGACAAGUGGGCUGCAGAGUGGGAACGGCGC